Messenger RNA from Scleropages formosus (Asian bonytongue), 1167 nucleotides. RefSeq names its product MRN complex interacting protein (gene mrnip). Gene Ontology annotation, molecular function: chromatin binding. Gene Ontology annotation, biological process: mitotic G2 DNA damage checkpoint signaling. Bases 100 to 1131 code for a protein of 343 amino acids. Lineage: Eukaryota; Metazoa; Chordata; Actinopteri; Osteoglossiformes; Osteoglossidae. The transcript has 7 exons. The record is from RefSeq and is a predicted model, not a curated record. Gene Ontology annotation, cellular component: nucleus.
GGGAAAGAGGUUGUGGCUGUACGAGCUCUGCUGGUUGUACUUUUAUCUGACGAGGUAACGCGUGUGUUAUUGUGGCCGUGGCGCUUCUGCGACCCAACAAUGGGACAGGAAUUUCACGUGCUGAGGUGCUUCUCGUGCCAGACUUUUCAAGUCCAGCAGGUCAAAAAGAGCAAAAAAUGGAGCUGCAAAAUGUGUGGGGAAAAGCAGUCUCUGAUAAAGGUAUAUGGCCAGGGCUCUGGGGCAGAUUGUCGCCGUCACGUCCAGAAGCUCAAUGCCCUGCGUGGAGAGAUGGUGCAGGCAGAGGAUUAUCUGGCUAUGACAUCACGGCAGGAGACGGUGACUGAGGAAGACCGGCCUGCAUAUGAUGGGGACCAGCAGGUACAGGAGUGUAAAGAGAGCUGUUGGAAUAAGUACCUGUACAGGACAGAUGAGAACAUGCCAGAGCAGGUGGAGCAGGAAAAUGAGAAUGUUUACAUGGGCAGAAAUGGCUUCCACACCCAGAGAGAACCUCCCAGCAGGAAACACCAGAGGAGCUGGGCUCCAGUCCCCAGGGAGUUUGAUCCCACAGAAACCUGCAACCACUGGAAGAGAACCAAGAAACGGGAGUGGGAGGGGACACAUGACCUUCAGCCCAGCAUGCAGACAUCACCAAAGAGUUUUCUGCCAAGAACAACAUUUCCUGUAAACAAAUCUUCAGCUGCAAGCCAACAGUUUCCUGCAUCUGAAGCAUCAGCGGAAACCAGAACUCAAGUAGGAGAUGCCUCAAUUUUUCCAAGAUCCAGUGAAAGAGAGGAGAGGAAGACUUCAAAAUGGGAUAAGUUCCUGCCUCAUUCCAUGCAUGGCAAAGCAAAGUGUGAGGAAAGUCUUGGACAGGAAGCAACUUGUUCUGGAGAAACCUCAGCCCCAGUAAAUGUCUGCCACCAGCUACAGUCAGCAGCUGGAGAAGGGAUGUACUUUGGCAGCAAGGUGCAGAGGGGUGGAUCUGUUGGAGGAAGCUUCAGGACAGGCCAAAAAGACUUGGCAUCAUUCCAUUGUGAUGCUGCUCCUGUCUAUCAGCAUGGCUUGUCCAGCAGGCACCCACACACUAUACUUUCUGCACUUUUUCAAACAGAUGAGGAUUUUGACAUCUAGUUUUUGUAAGCUCUUCAUGCCUUUUUUUUUUUAUUA